CUCUCUCUGAGAUGAUGGUUCUGCCAAGCUUCUGCUAUCUGCCACUGUUUGACUAAUCUCUGGAUCUACCCAGAGGCAAACAAAUGAGUAAAAACGCAAUAAAAAGCAGGGAACUGCUCAUGAUUCCUUGCAGCCUUUUUUUAAGUCUACUUUCCCACCAUCACAGUAAAAAACCUCUGCCACUCGUCAACAUCUCAACCUCCCAUCCUUUUUCUCAUCUCAUUCAUUUGGUGGCAGUCAAACCCAUAUUCCCAAAUGAAAGUGAUUGUCUGUAUUUAAAUCCAUCUAAAUCACUGCCUUUUCUUUUAGCCUCCCUGUUUCCAUCACUUCCCCACUCUCUAAAAUGGCCAUUGUAGAGAGAGAGAGAGAGAGAGACCUGUGGCUUCCGUAUUGAAGUGGAACCAUCAUCCCAUUUGUCAAUUUCCCAUAUGUCUUGUUCUUUUCCGCUGCUGCUUUCCGCCAACUAGGCGUGAGACCACGGUCAUUUAUGUCCCCUCCCCAGCAUCACCCUAGCUUCUCUUUCAGACCGGUGAAGUCUAAAUCACUGAAAUAAGCACAUGCCCGCACUCAAAAAGGCAGCCCCCUUUCCACCUUACCCGUCUCUCAUCCACUAUACUCAAAAAAAAGUACUAGAAACCGCAACCUCUAUCAACUUGCCCCUCAUGGCCUAAGGCAGGGGUCCCUUUACCAUGAGCUCACUGACCCAUGACCUCCUCCUCCUCUUAGCACUUCUCCAUCUCCUCCUCCCCACCUUCUGCCUUGAUAAAUCCUCACUCUCUUCUCCUCAGGGAAUGUUGACACAGGAGAAGAUCAGGCUGGGCUCAACGCCACCCAGUUGCCACAACAAGUGCAACGAGUGCAACCCCUGUACGGCGGUCCAGAUCCCCACCCUCCCGGGCCGGACCGACCCCGGCCUUGGCCGCCCGGUCCAGAUGGCCCACCCAUUGGCCGACCAGCCCUCUUACACCAUGUACUCCAACUACAAGCCUCUGGGGUGGAAAUGCCGGUGUGGUAAUCACCUCUAUAACCCUUAGAAAUGGAGAAGCAAGAAUAGGGGCAUAUCUUUUGGGAUCCAUGGAUGCUGGAUUCAGAAGGCCUAUUGGAAAUGGAUAGGUUUCUUCUCAUUCUUUGUUUGCUUGUUUUUGCUUUGAUUGGUUUUAGUACUUGUUGCCAUUUUUGUUUGUGGGUUUUAUGAGGUGCAGGGUCCCUGCGAUUCUGUUG
Messenger RNA from Elaeis guineensis (African oil palm), 1221 nucleotides. Its product is annotated as EPIDERMAL PATTERNING FACTOR-like protein 1. Lineage: Eukaryota; Viridiplantae; Streptophyta; Magnoliopsida; Arecales; Arecaceae. The record is from RefSeq and is a predicted model, not a curated record. Gene Ontology annotation, biological process: stomatal complex development; guard cell differentiation.